UAUAUACCAGAGUUCAUAGAUAUAAAAACCCUGACAUAUACAUAGUCUGUUCCGUCAAGUUCUGUGAAGAUUAGAAAGAAAAAUAUCAAAAUAUGGAGGGUGCUGGUGGUGCGUACGGUGGCGGAAAGGCUGGCGGGGCCUUUGAUAUUAUUUCUUUCGUACAAAGACCCCAGGUUAUUCUCCGGGGAGUCUGCUGGCUGUUCUCUGUAAUUGUCUUCGGUUGUAUAUCAUCUCAAGGUUGGAAACAUGAUAAAGCGACAGGCAAGCAAGUUUGUCUGUAUAAUGAAGAUGUGAAUGCUUGCAAUUAUGGAGUUGCGAUAAGUGUUAUUGCUUUCCUCGCUACUAUGGGAUUAUUAGUCGGAGAAUUUUUUUUUGAGCAGAUGUCAUCUGUAAAGACAAGGAAGCAUUUUGUUUUAGGAGAUUUAGGAUUUUCAGUUUUCUGGUCAUUUUUAUACUUUGUGGGCUUCUGGUAUCUGACAAAUCAGUGGAGCAAAUCGGUAGCCCCUGAAAAUGGAUACGGUGUUGAUAAUGUUCAAGCUGCCAUUGCUUUUUCAUUUUUCUCUAUAUUUUCAUGGGCUGGCUCUGCAUUUUUUGCUUUUCAACGUUUUCGUCAGGGUGUUGGUGCAGCAUUUCAAACAAAUUAUGAAACUGAUCCUAAUAUAACUUCAUCAUAUCCAUCUUAUCCGGGUGGCCCAGAAUCAGAUCAACAUUACCAAGAGCCGCCAUUUUCUGCUGGACCAAACCAACGAGGACCGACCGAUUUUCAAGCUCCGGCAUAUUGAGCUGUAAAGGCCAGAUCUGAUGAUGAGGUACUACCUCUGCAAGUAUAAAGGAAUGAACGCGUUCGUGUCUGUUCGACCUGAUGUAAGGUAAUUGUAAUAUGUACUUAGGAAUUUCUUACAUGAUAGUAUUAACCACCUCGAAAUAAAAAUUCUUACCCGAGUAAUGAAACCUUUAUUUUAUCCGUAUUGUGAUUUUACGAGAGGCUAACUUUAUAUUUUGUAGCAUGAACUAUAAAUGACACAGCCAUGAUGAGUAGGAACGAUUUAUAAAUAUAUAAAGAAAUAUUAAAUAAUUAUUUUUAGUAAAAGUUCAGUGUACAGUUGAUGUAUAUGAAUAUCAAGAUGAAAGCUUAUGUAGAAAUCCUUUUUGAAAUUUGUUAUUGUAUUGCAAAGGAUUUUUUAAUAUAAUGUUAUGAAAAUGUCACUCAUAGCAUAAUUGUUGCUGACUUGUUACUUUGUGUGCCAUUAGAAUAGUGGAAUAUUUUUCAAACUGAGUUAUUUAUGUAGAAUUAGCUGGAUUUAUAGACUACUUAAUAAGCAAAUCUGUUUAGGAGAUUUUUUUUAUUAAACUGUGAAUUUUGUAGAUGAACAUUUUGAAGUAAUGCGAUGAAAAGGGCACCCAGGAUUACCGUUUAUAUAAAAAAAAUGAAUCUGUAUAAUAUGUAUCUGCAUAAUCUUUGGCGGGGCUGGUAAAUGUUCUUUGAAUUCAUCCGAUUUGUUUGACCUUAGCAAACUACUCCAAAUUCGGUUCUAAACCGAAAAUUAAUGUACCUCUAGGCUUACAUUUGAUAUAAAUCAUGAUAAGGUGUCCUAUUGAAAAAUGUAUUUUGCUACAAACAAAAUUAAUAUUUUAAAAUACAUUUACCAGGGUGGGACCUCUAAGUUAUAUAUUGUCACCCGAUGCAAGUUUUAUUGUGCCAUAAAUAUAAAAUCUUAGCUUUAACAACUGCGAAUGAAGACUUCCAAGGGGUAUUGUGAAAGGGAUAAAAGAUAUGUAAAAAUACAGGGUGAAAUAAAAUAUCGCUAAAAAAACUUAACCAAGUUUCUCAAGACAUCAAUAUCAAUUGAAUAAAUAUAUUAGAAUUUCCAAUAUUCAGUCAUAUAAAUCCAAAAUGACGUCCGCAUGGCACACAUAGAUUGUAACAGUGACUAUAUUACCCUUCACAAAGUAUAUUCAACAUAAUACCAAUAACUCAUUGUGGUCCGUUGUUGAAAUCAUAGAAUGAAGGACCAAGUGAGUUUUUACCGUGUCUCCAAGAGCAUGAAUUCAUUGCAUGGAGUAUCAAGAAAGCGACGAGAAAUGUGGUUAACUGCGAUAAAAAGUGAAGAUCUAACAGGGUUAAUUCUAUUUCAAAGAAGAUAUCUAUUACUCUCUCUUUCAAAUGAAGUAGCUUCACUGGUUUAGGUGGCAGAAUGACUUGGAAUAGACUUCAUAUUGGCAGGUUUGAUUUACUUGAAAAAGGAAUUGAAGCUAUUUCUGUCAUCUUGAAAAAAGAUAUUUUCAAUUCCGUUUUUGAAUUGAUUAAAACUAUCAAAAUAAAUAUAAGCCAUUCUGCUCUGUACUGGUGACACAUGAAUACCAUUUAAAAUGAUUUUGCUACUGAAAAACCUUGAAGUAGCACUGAAUUCUGAAUUCAUGCAAUAAACUUGUCCAACCAUUAAGAAGAAAUCAUUUUUAUUUUUCUUCCCAGCUUUCAACACUAAGUCAGUUGUUGAAUAAUUAUGAGCUUCAUAUGUUUCAACUUCAUUUCAUACCCAUGGAAAUAAAAUAUUCUGAUAUUGUUAUCCAGCACAAGUUGUAAAUGAACGCAGGUGAUAAGAAAACAAUGGAAAAACUAAUCAAACCUGCUUCACUCCAAUAUCUCGUUUUUCCAAUAAUAACAUAUUCAUAUAAUGUAUUAAUGAAAUACCUCAAAAUAUAAGUAAUUUCUUGAAAUACACACAAACCAGUAAACAAUAAAUAAGUAAAAAAAACUAUUAACUUUUAUGAUUGAAACAGUUGUGUGCCCUACAGGCGCCAUAAUAUUCUCUUGGUCUCGAAAUGUCUAUUUGUCAUAUUAAGUUGAAUAAUGAAAAACAGGAUCAGGAGAUCAUCCUACUCUGGUACUUGAAUUAGACAAUAAAACUCACUCAAUGAUACUUGUGAUGCACU
Molecule: messenger RNA, 2934 nt
Organism: Leptinotarsa decemlineata (Colorado potato beetle)
Lineage: Eukaryota; Metazoa; Arthropoda; Insecta; Coleoptera; Chrysomelidae
Gene: Syngr
Product: Synaptogyrin
Cellular component (GO): neuromuscular junction; synaptic vesicle membrane
Source: RefSeq, a predicted model, not a curated record